AUGAGCGGCUCUCCGCCCUCGCCCGCGGAGCCCCCGGCCGGCCAGGCCUGCGCGCUGGAGGGGCUGCCCCCGCUGCCCAAGGGGCUGAGCGGCAUCCUCAACUCCAGCGGCGGCUCGUGGCGCGAGAUCCAGAAGGUCUACAGCAAGAAGUCGCGCAUCCAGGACGACCUGCGCCGCGCCCAGGCAGCCGCCGCCGCCCCCGCCGGGGAGAAGCCGCCGCCGCCCCCGCGCCGCCCCCGGCCCGCCAACCUGGAUGCCGCGCUGGCCGUGCUGCGCAAGGAGAUGGUGGGGCUCCGACAACUGGACAUGUCCCUUCUUUGCCAACUCUGGUCUCUGUAUGAAUCCAUCCAGGAAUUCAAAAGCCUCUUCCAGGAUAUGUCAUCCUCGCUCCACUCGGAAGGCAGCCUGGCUGCCGAAAACGGCUUCUCCGAUGAGGAGGAAUAUUUCGACCUGGACCCGUUAAGUCCGGACGGGCACCGGGAACCACCUCCGGCCCAGCAACUGCGCUUCCUUCAACCCCAAAACUCCCGGGAUCAGUGGCUUAAGGACUCUUUCCAUAUUGCGAUCUGA
Messenger RNA from Protobothrops mucrosquamatus (brown spotted pit viper), 570 nucleotides. It is a transcript of the gene FAM89B, whose product is annotated as family with sequence similarity 89 member B. The record is from RefSeq and is a predicted model, not a curated record. The transcript has 2 exons. Lineage: Eukaryota; Metazoa; Chordata; Lepidosauria; Squamata; Viperidae. Bases 1 to 570 code for a protein of 189 amino acids.